Closterium sp. Yama58-4 is the source of this 558-nucleotide messenger RNA. The record is from the annotation of a GenBank genome assembly. Lineage: Eukaryota; Viridiplantae; Streptophyta; Zygnematophyceae; Desmidiales; Closteriaceae.
AUGGCGGUCGCUCGGCGCGCAACGGUACAUCCAUCUGGCAUCGCCCAGGAAUGCAGCACCACCUACCCAAUGCUCGAAUCCCAUUUGAAGAAGAGCGGAGCGGAGAAGGACGGCCAUUAUUAUUGCAUCUACUACUUCUUCACGCCUCUCCUCACCCGCAUGGAGCUCGGCGUUCCCUUCAAGCUCUCUUCGCCGGACAAGACAGUUCCUGAAGAUUCUGCAAACGGCAUCAUUGUGGUGGACCGACCUGAUGUAAACGCAGCAGCCAUGUGGCACAUUGGGCCGUAUCAGAAACUGGGGGACACUUACAAGGCUCUUUGUGAAUGGAUUCGGUCACAGGGGAAAUCUCCAGGCAGCCUCAUGUUCGAGGAAUACUACACCAAUCCAAUGGAAGAGAAAGACCCUGCUAAAUACAGGACUCGUGUGGCUGAAAGAGCGCUGGCGAAGGUGCUGCUGUGUGUGCUGAACGAUACUGAGGCUCGGCCGGACUUCAUGGGGUGUGUGUUUCCGGAGCUGAGGCAUGUGGGGCAGUGGGCCGAGGCGGAGAGGAAGAGGUGA